Messenger RNA from Prorocentrum cordatum, 1278 nucleotides. NCBI's taxonomy places the organism in Eukaryota, Dinophyceae, Prorocentrales, Prorocentraceae. The record is from the annotation of a GenBank genome assembly.
CUGCCUGCCCGCGGGCGCUAUGCGGCCAGGCAGUUGAAGGCGACCGAGACGCGCGGGCCAAGGCUUUCGCCCCCAAGGGUGGCGGGGCCGUCGAGGGCGCCGGCCAGGCACACUCGGGAACACCACCAGCGUCCCCGGCACGGGGUCCACAGCCAGCAGCCCCAGGGGGCCCCCGCCCGGCCCGGCGCCGCCGCCGCCCUCGCUGGCGCCCUCGCCGGCAGGCUCCGGCCCCCCCGGCGGCUGGCAUUGCAGGCGCUCGAAGUGGUGGCCUCCCACCGAGCUCGGGGCCCCCGUCAGGAAGACCAGCCGCCCAAGCAGGCCCCCGCGGCGGCAGCACCCGCCGUCGCGGGCGAAGUACGUCCCGGACAGCGCGGCGCCGGGGUGGCUGUGGAAGUGGUUCCUGGUCCCCCGGGUGCGAGACGUUCAGCCAGGCGUCCAGCUCAGCCCUCAAGGCGCCGACCUCGCGGCCCAGCGUCAACGACUCAGCGCUCGUGACCUUGCCGAUGGCGGCCGCCAGCAGCGCCGGCAGCUGCCCCGCCCGCACCGCGUCCCAGCUGCACAGGUCAGAGCUCUUUCCUUCUUCGGGCUGUGGAACCCGCCCAUGUUCGACUUCUGCUCGCCCUCGCUCGGCCGACUGCCCUGGGCCAGGGCGUCCAGGGACGCCCCGAGCUCGCCAGCGACCGAGGGGUCGAGCACCAUGCUCGGAGGAGGGCCGGCCGAGACGGCGGCGGCCCUCGGGACGAGGGCAGGACGAGGACCAGCUCGAGGACACGGUCCCAGACGUGCUGUCGGAGGUCCCAGACGUAUGCAGUUGUGGAUGCCGCCGUUGUCGCCUUCUGAUGGCUGGGAGAAAUAAAGGCGGGACAUGUUAGCCCGGUGUUGGCCUUUGGGGGCCCCCGCCAAGCCCCAAGACCGUCGAAGAACGACUUUCGAUGAAGUGCCGGCCCUGGGGAAAGGGUCGGGACUUCCGGGGGCCCCGUCUCCAAAAAAUCACGACAUGAGAUGUCUGGGGUCAUCGUGCUACGGAGUCCCCCCAGCCCAGACUUCCGGCACGCGCCGACAACGGGCGCUCCUCCGGAGCCCUCGGCGGCGGAAUUAGCUGUGAGCCCGGAGUCUCUGAGAGCGGGCUGGCCCAGAGGCUGCGUCGGGUGCCGCGGGCGCUGCAGAAAGCGCUCCAGAACACCAGGGAGCGACGCAUUACGUACCAGCCUUGGCCUGAGUUCUCUCUGGGGGACCCAAAAGGGGGUCCAGCUGAAAGGGGGUGGUGCAAUAGAUUUG